AUGGUUCGGGAACUGGAACAAGAGCAGGAAAGUUACAGGUCCAAACUAUUCCAUUUCAAAGGGAUGUUUGAGAACACAGGGAGGCAUACAAAGAGUUUGAGCAUUGAGAGUGCCAGCAUAUUAGAUCCAUCUUCUGAAGAAGAACCAGUGUCAUCAAGAAGUCACGGAUCAAAACCUCUAAAUGAUUCAAAUAAGGGUCCUCCACCUCCUAAGUCAAAGUUAAUAAGCACCAAGGAGGAAAUUGCAGCCAAAGAAGCCAGGGAGAAGCUAUUGCAAGAAAUGGAACAGAUGAAGGAGAGAUUUGCUAAACUGCUAUUGGGUGAGGAUAUGUCUGGUGGAGGAAAGGGUGUUUCUUCAGCUUUGGCAUUGUCAAAUGCAUUGACAAACCUAGCAGCUGCUGUUUUUGGUGAACAAAAGCGCCUAGAGCCAAUGCCGCCAGAAAGAAAAGCAAGAUGGAGAAGAGAAAUUGAUUGGCUUCUAUCAGUUACCGAUUACAUUGUUGAAAUGGUUCCUUCACAACAAAAAUCCAAGGAUGGCUCAAACAUGGAGAUUAUGACAACACGACAAAGAACUGAUCUUCACAUGAAUAUCCCUGCCUUAAAAAAGCUUGAUACAAUGCUUAUUGAUAGUCUAGAUAACUUCAAAGACCAAAACGAGUUCUAUUAUGUAUCAAAAGAUGCAGAUGAUUCAGAUAAAGAUAGUUCAAAGAGACAAAAUGAUGACAAAUGGUGGUUACCUACCCCCAAGGUUCCCCCAGAGGGUUUAUCUGAUGCAUGCAAAAGGUUUGUGCAGUAUCAGAAAGAUUGUGUGAAUCAAGUACUUAAAGCAGCCAUGGCUAUAAAUGCUCAAACUCUAACAGAAAUGGAGAUCCCUGAAAGCUAUAUCGAAUCCCUACCCAAGAAUGGAAGAGCAAGUCUAGGGGACUCAAUCUACCGCAGUAUCACUGAUGAAUUUUUCGAUCCCGAUCAGUUCCUAGCAACCAUGGACUUGUCAUCAGAACAUAAAAUCCUAGAUCUUAAGAACAGAAUUGAGGCAUCUAUAGUGAUUUGGAAGCGGAAGAUGAACCAAAAAGAUAGCAAAUCAGCUUGGGGUUCUGCUGUGAGUAUAGAAAAAAGAGAACUCUUUGAAGAGAGAGCAGAAACAAUCUUACUUCUCUUAAAGCAUCGUUUUCCUGGGAUUCCCCAAUCAUCAUUGGAUAUAAGCAAAAUCCAAUUCAACCGGGAUGUGGGGCAAGCUGUUCUUGAAAGCUACUCAAGAAUAUUGGAAAGUUUGGCCUUUACAGUGUUGUCAAGAAUAGAAGAUGUACUCCAUGCAGAUUUACUCACUCAAAAUCCACCACAAGCAGGAAGAAGAAGCAUUGUGAGAAACCCAGUUCCCAAGCCAGAAAAGACUCCAACUCCUAGAGAAGAGGUAGACAAGGGUGCGGAAGAAGCAGGUUCAAUGACACUAUCAGAUUUCAUGGGUUGGAGCAAUGAUCAAGGUGACUCAGACAUUAAGAAGGACCUUUUUGCAGUUUCAGAUGACCUUUGCAAAGACCUUGAUAAUGGAAAGCCUCAAAAACUCCCAGAAAUAGUGACUGACAAGAAGGUGACCUACCUUGAGACCUUGGGAGGUAUGAGAAGUCCAACUUCACGGCAUUAA
Molecule: messenger RNA, 1641 nt
Organism: Gastrolobium bilobum
Lineage: Eukaryota; Viridiplantae; Streptophyta; Magnoliopsida; Fabales; Fabaceae
Product: rop guanine nucleotide exchange factor 12-like
Exons: 7
Coding region: 1-1641 (546 amino acids)
Molecular function (GO): guanyl-nucleotide exchange factor activity
Source: RefSeq, a predicted model, not a curated record